Molecule: messenger RNA, 1815 nt
Organism: Penicillium pulvis
Lineage: Eukaryota; Fungi; Ascomycota; Eurotiomycetes; Eurotiales; Aspergillaceae
Product: CNOT2/3/5 family protein
Exons: 3
Coding region: 1-1815 (604 amino acids)
Biological process (GO): nuclear-transcribed mRNA poly(A) tail shortening; regulation of DNA-templated transcription
Cellular component (GO): P-body; CCR4-NOT core complex; nucleus
Source: RefSeq, a predicted model, not a curated record
AUGGCGUCCCGCAAAACGCAACAAGAGAUUGAGAAGACCUUCAAGAGAGUUGCUGAAGGGAUUCAAACAUUUGAGAGCAUUUACGAGAAGAUUCGCUCCGCCACAAAUCCCACCCAGCGCGAUAAACAAGAAGAGAACUUGAAACGCGAGAUCAAGAAGCUCCAAAGGUUUCGGGAUCAGAUCAAGUCAUGGGCGGCAGGCAAUGAAGUCAAGGACAAAGCUCCAUUAUUGGAGCAGCGAAAAGCGAUUGAAACAUGCAUGGAGCAAUUCAAGGCGGUCGAGAAGGAGAUGAAGACAAAAGCCUACUCCAAAGAAGGGUUAUCAGCCGCGCAACGACUCGAUCCGCGAGAAAAGGAAAAGGUGGAAGCUGCCGAUUUCCUUUCUACCAUGGUGGAUGAGCUUGGACAGAAAAUCGAGGCCAUGGAGGCAGAAGAGGAGACAUUACAUGCGCAAAUGAAGAAGGGCAAGAAGGAUAUGUCCAAGGCCAAUCGAAUGGCUGACCUUUCGCGAGUGACCGAGCGACAUAAGUGGCAUAUCAACAAGCUUGAAUUCCUCAUGCGGUCCUUGCAAAAUGGCAAUUUGGAAGUGACCCAAGUGAUGGACCUAAAAGAGAGCAUUACUUACUAUGUUGAGGAGGGUGGUAAUGUCGAUUACUCCGGGGAAGACGAGACACUCUACGACGACUUGAACAUUGGUGAAGAGGUGGAGGCUCAAUUUGGAAUGGGCAACGAGAACGAUCGGGUAUCAUCGCAAGAUGCCCAGUCCAUUCAAGAUGAGGAGCCGGAGCCAAAACCUAAGCCGAAGGCAGAACCCCCGACGACUCGAAGACCAUCAACACAGAUGAAAUCCCCGCUUCCUGUUCUCGCUACUCUCUCUUCUACUUCCUCCAGUGCCACCCCUGGCAUGAAACCUGCACCACUCCCCACUCGCCUCCCUGGAGAGACGUUGAAGUAUGCUUCGGCUGCGGCUGCUGCGGCUGCUAGUGACAAGAGUGGAGUUGGGAUUCUACCACUUCCCCCACCACCUGGUGCCAGCCCAGCCUUCUCGGCUGCUCUUCCCAUCUCGAAGGCAUCGUCCGUUGCCUCCCCUAGUGUUGCCCAUGUGCAGCCUGCUUCCAGAGCGCCUAGUGCUGCCAUUCCCACACCCUUGUCAGAAGAGCCCGCUUUCGCUACCCGAUCUAAGACCCCCGGUGGAACAGGUGUAUCCGGUACCUCAUCACCAGCCCCAGCCGCUCAGGCAGAACCUUCCAAAGAGCCCACAACGAACGGCAAGGUCACACAGGAUGGUGAGAGCAAUGAGUCAAUAUACCACUUGCCUCCGGGUCUUCAAGAUUUGGUACAAUCCUUCGAGGUGACCAAGCAGCGUUCGUCGAAUGACCCUUCGCCUGCUGUUCAAAGACUUUUGGCCGCGUCCCUCCAAAAUUGCCCUGAGGCUGGAGAUGCGGAAAAACCUCGUCAUUACAAGCCCCAAAAUCCUUACAACACUCCCCUGUAUUACCCGCAGGAACCUCUCCCCAUCUUUGACGACCCCCGUCUGUAUGAUACUGGCCGCAUCGACACUGAUACCCUCUUUUACCUCUUCUACUACCGCCAAGGAUCUUAUCAGCAAUAUCUGGCAGCCAAGGCCCUUAAGAACCAAAGUUGGCGCUUCCAUAAGCAGUACCAAACGUGGUUCCAGCGACACGAGGAGCCGAAGAACAUCACCGAGGAGUUCGAGCAGGGCACCUACCGUUUCUUCGACUAUGAGAGUACCUGGAUGAACCGGCGCAAGGCUGACUUCAAGUUUGUGUACAAAUAUCUCGAGGACGAAUUAUGA